Messenger RNA from Podospora pseudocomata, 1220 nucleotides. RefSeq names its product Proteasome subunit beta type-7 (gene PRE4). Lineage: Eukaryota; Fungi; Ascomycota; Sordariomycetes; Sordariales; Podosporaceae. The record is from RefSeq and is a predicted model, not a curated record. Gene Ontology annotation, cellular component: proteasome core complex. The transcript is spliced from 3 exons. Bases 219 to 1046 code for a protein of 275 amino acids.
GCAGCACCCGCCAGGAAGGCAGCACUUGGACGCGAAGCUACAGGGAGCUCCAGCCCCAAUCCAACAUCAUCGAACAAGCUCCCCGUAUCAACCAACCCAACGUAAUCACCGACGACGAAACAGACUCCCACCGCUCUCGAGAAACGAUUCGAAACCCGAAUUCAUAGCCGCUUCCCAGACCACUGUUGUGUUACUACCCUCGACAACCCACCGCAGCCAUGGAUCACCGCCCGCAAGCCUGGGGUCGUCCCAGAGAUGAUGUCUACGGCGCCUACGAUGCCUCCUACCUCAACAACAGCGGUCCCAGAACCGUCACACAAUCACCCGUCGUAACAGGCACCUCGGUCAUCGCAAUCAAGUACAAGGACGGCGUCGUUAUGGCGGCCGAUAACCUGGCCUCCUACGGCUCUCUCGCCCGCUUCACCGACGUCAAGCGCCUCCGCACCUUCCUCGACACAACCGUCAUCGGCUUCGGCGGCGACGUUUCCGACAUGCAGUUCCUCGACCGCCACCUCAAAGAGCUAGCCACCGACGAAUCCUACGAGGUGGAACCAACCCUCGACGACCAAGACGACGAAGAAUCCUCCUCUUCCAAACCCGGCCACCUCAACGCAGCCAACCUCUUCAAGUACCUCCAAAAGCUCAUGUACCAACGCCGCAACUCGUUCGACCCCCUCUGGAACCAGAUCCUCGUUGCCGGGCUCGACUCGGACUCGAAACCCUUCCUCGCUUCUGUUGACUUGAGGGGAACAUCUUUCACUUCCCCGUCGUUGGCUACCGGGUUUGGCGCGGCGUUGGCUCAGCCCAUUAUGCGCAAGUACGCUGGCACAGAGGAGGACGCUGCCAAGCUUACGAGGGAGCAGGCGGUGGAGGUGGUCAAGGAGUGCAUGAAGGUGCUUUUCUACCGUGAUGCUAGGUCGCUGGAUCGGUAUUCCAUUGCGGUGGUGAACAAGGAUGGGAUUGAGCUCAAGGAGGAUGAGCAGCUCGAGAAGCAGAGUUGGGCGUUUGCUGAGCGGAUCAAGGGGUAUGGUACUCAAACUGUCUAAGGCUUGGGCUUGGGCUGUAGCAAUGAUGGGAGCAUGGGUUCUUAGAAAUGGAUGGGCAAGUCUUCGCCUUGUACUAUCAGCAAGCAUGUGCAAACGAAUGAAUGAUUCUGAGCAAAAAGUAGCUUGUGCCAGCAUGGCUCACCGGUUCAAGUUACGACUAACCUUGCAUCACGA